CCACUUUUCUCCCACCUAAAUGUAUUGUAUCUGUAGGAGAGAAAGAGAGAUAGAGAGAGAGUGAAGGGGUAUAAAUGUGAGGUUUCCUUGUUGGUGGGCUUAUAUAAAGGAGGAUAGGAUGUUGCAGUUCCCCACUCUUAAAGAUAGUUAGGUAAGAGGGUGCAAGGAAGAGAAUAAAGAGAAGAGAUCAAAUAUAUAAUUGCUUUGCUUUGUGAGGAUUUGAUGGAAGAACAUCUCACUCCAUUGGCUGUUACUCAUCUCCUUCAACACACUCUCAGAAGUUUGUGCAUCCAUGAAAAUUCUCAAUGGGUCUAUGCAGUCUUCUGGAGGAUCUUGCCUAGAAACUACCCUCCUCCCAAGUGGGAAGGACAAGGGGCUUAUGAUAGAUCAAGAGGAAACAGAAGGAAUUGGAUAUUGGUGUGGGAAGAUGGUUUCUGCAAUUUUGCUGCCUCGGCCGCACCUGAAAUUAACUCUGGCGAUUGUCCAACCUCCUCGGUUUAUGGGAACUGUGAGUUUCAGCCCUACCAAGGGCUGCAACCGGAGCUCUUCUUCAAGAUGUCACAUGAGAUCUACAACUAUGGAGAAGGCAGGUUGAUAGGAAAAGUGGCUGCAGAUCACAGCCACAAGUGGAUAUACAAAGAACCUAAUGAUCAAGAAAUCAACUUCUUGUCAGCAUGGCACAAUUCAGCAGAUUCGCACCCUAGGACAUGGGAAGCUCAGUUCCUGUCUGGUAUAAAGACCAUAGCUCUCAUUGCUGUAAGAGAAGGUGUUGUUCAAUUAGGAGCUGUUCACAAGGUGAUUGAAGACUUGAGCUAUGUGGUUCUUCUGAGAAAAAAGUUCAGCUACAUUGAGAGCAUUCCUGGUGUGCUGUUGCCACAUCCAUCAUCAUCAGCAUACCCCUACAAAGUAGAAGGAGGGUAUGGAGUCCCAGAACAAUGGCAUUUCCAAGGUAACCAGCAUCUUGCACCACAAGCUGAGUUAUAUGACCAUCACUUCAACUUGCCACUCAAGAUAACUCCUUCAAUGAGUAGCCUUGAGGCACUUCUCUCUAAGCUCCCCUCAGUGGUACCACCAUCUCAACCUUCACAACCACAGUCCCAUCACCACCAAGUUUUGCCAUCACCCCAAAGGCCAUUGGAGUUCAUGGGAAUGCAAAAAGUGGCAAAGGAAGAGUUAGAUGAAGAGGUAUACAGACCAGAACUUGACAUAGGUGAGAGUAGCAGCUCCAUGCCAGGGUACCACCACCAACAUCAUUUCCAUCAGCAACAAGAUCAGAAUAAUGUAACUAGGAGUGGAGCCAACAACGGAUUUUGAGAAUCAGAUUGGAAUCAGUGGCAUUAAUGAAAAAUUAGUACUAACAUAUUGUAGUGAGUUGUUAGCUUCAGUAUUAUCAUUAUGAUGAUAAUAAUAAUAUUAAUAACAAUAAUAAUAAUAAUAAUAAUAAUAAUAACUACUGUGUUUCAGCUUUG
Messenger RNA from Cajanus cajan (pigeon pea), 1469 nucleotides. RefSeq names its product Serine/threonine-protein kinase WNK (With No Lysine)-like protein. The record is from RefSeq and is a predicted model, not a curated record. NCBI's taxonomy places the organism in Eukaryota, Viridiplantae, Streptophyta, Magnoliopsida, Fabales, Fabaceae.